Molecule: messenger RNA, 11552 nt
Organism: Brassica rapa (field mustard)
Lineage: Eukaryota; Viridiplantae; Streptophyta; Magnoliopsida; Brassicales; Brassicaceae
Product: scarecrow-like protein 32
Source: RefSeq, a predicted model, not a curated record
AUAAGAUUUUUUAUAUUAUCAUUUUUUAUUUGGAUAACAUAAUAAAAUUUUAUCAAAUUCUAAGGAAACACUAAUUUAUGUAUAUUAAAAAUAUAUUAGUAAUUUAAUCAUUUUUUAAAAAAAAAUACUAUUAGAUAUUUUGUGUUUUGUCGGAUCAAUGGUAUCAUAUCGCAGGUUAAUAGUGAGUUUUUGGUUUUUUUACCGGGUUAUAUCGGAUUUUUAAUUAACUAAUUUUUCAUUAAAUCUGAACAGGAUUACAUACAAUGUCUCGGAUCUUCAACCAUGAAUCUAAGUCGGAUAUGAAAACAAAUCUUAAAACUCAAACAUUAUUAUAGAACAACUACCAUAUUUCGAACAAAUAUCAUAUUUUAAAGAGAAAAAACCUAAAAACUCAAUUCUUAUGGUUCGAAACAAAAAUAAUAGUAGUUUGUAAAUCAGUUUUCGAUUAAUAAAUGAAAAACAAACAAAACCCGCGCUUUCUAAGCGUGGAUCAAAAUCUAAUUCCACAUUAAAUGGUGAUCUAGAUAAAAUCAUGAAGGUGAAAUCAAUAUUAAAAAAGAUGGUUCUAAGACCAUUUUCGGUCCUUUCUAGGAAACCCGUAAAAAAUAUUUUAUAAAUAUAAUUUCUCUCAUUUUUUCAAUAAUAAAUGAAUAUUUCAAGUAUAUUAUAGUAAUACUACUUAUUAUUAAUUCUAAAAAAUAUUAUUAUUUUAUAACACAAAUAAAACUUUUAUUUGAACUAAAUCUUUAUUAUAUGCAUAAGUUUACUUUCUAAAAAAAUAUUUAAUGUUUUAUAUAAACUAAUAAUCAUAUUAUGAAAGUAUUAAUAUUUUUUUAAGUAUUAAACACAACUAUUUGUUUUUUAGAUAUUAAAAGUUAUAUAAAAGUUUAAAGACUAACUAUAAAUAAAAAAUUAAUACUAAAAUGAGCCUGUGAAUAAUAUACCUUCAAAUUCAAAAUUAAUACUAAAACAAAAUACAAAUCCGUUUUGAAUUUACGUCUUUUUGAUGAAAAGAACUAAGGUAAGCAAUUAAGCAUUGAAAUUUGGAGAUGCCCUAAGAAAAUCAUGAAUACUAGAUAUUUUCUUAACCUAUAUUUUUUUACAAAUAACAAAUUAGUAAUUAAGAAUUAAAGACUAAAAUGAGUUUAUGUAGUCUUUAAAAACGAGAUUUAUAUAGGUAAGAAAAUAUUACAAAUUAGUAAGAAAAAGUAAACAUAAAUAUUACUAGUACUCGUAUGUUUGUGGAACACUUUAUUCUAGAUUCGACAAAAAUGGUGAUCUAUAAAGACAUGGAGGUAGAAAACAACAUUAAACAAAACGAUGUGGAACCUAAUAAAAUCGUCAGAAAUGCAUCAUCACCUGGCUCUUAAAUAAAGCUAAACUAUUAACUGAAUAUUAUGUUUCAAUUAAUAUCAUAUCAAACCGGUAAAGGCACGUUAACUAAAUCAUAAAUCUUAAUAUAUUUGAAUAUUGAUGAAUUUUUGUUUUGCACAUUACUACAAAAGUAAUAUACGUAUUUCUUUCUGCAACAUUUUUUUUUUUUUUUUUUGGUAAAACUUUCUGCAACAUUUUUGUGUGGAUAAGAGAUAAGUAACUAACUUAUAUAGACUUUUCUAUUUUUUCUUUAGUGGAAUCUCUUCAAACAAGAUUAUUUUUAUUGGUUCCACGAUCGAUGUAUAUAUAGGUGGUUUCGUGCAUUCAGUUUUUGUCAAGUUAGCUUGUGAUAUUUCAAGUGUACUUCGUUAAAAAAAAUUAUCUUGUAGAUAAGAACAUGGCUCGUUUAGGUGAAUAUACAAAAUAUAUACGGUAAUUAGGUAUUCAUGCAGAUUUCAAAAGUAUUUGGAAAUGUGGGUAUUUGUUGGGGUGUAGUGACCAUUCUAUCCAGUUACAAAGAAAAGAAACGAUCAAACAAAUCAUGAUUUAGAUAUAUCACCAUAAGAAAAAUCUCCAGAAAACAAAUGAGCUCAUCAUCAUCAUCACAAAAAAUAAACACCAUUACAAACGCAUAACUCAAACUAAUCAAACAAGGGAAACAAAAACAUAAAUACCAGAAAAAAAAAUCGAGGACAAUAACAUGGAUCAUCACGCAACUUCCGUUCAUCUUCUCCGCACAAGCACUCUCGGUUAUUAAUCUGUUCAAGAGAAACAAACAGAGCCAGUGGAAAUCUGAUAUGGUUCCCUAUAACAAACAGAGAUUCAUACCAUUCAAAAACUCAAAAAAAAUAAUUGGAAUAAAAAUAUUAGAAUGAAAAAGAUCAAAGAAGAUGCUUUAUAACAAAAACAAAGAGAUCUUCUCUGUCGGCAAAGAUCAUGUCGGGAAAAACAGUUUCUUCAUCUACCGGCUAGAGCUUCAGGUAAGUCAAAAAUUUGUGAAGACAUCUUCAGGUAAAUCACUGAUUUGGGAAAAUAAUAUAUCACCUUUGAGAACAAAGUUGCUUCUAGAUAUGAAUAGAGGCUGAAGAAAGAGAAAUUGAAAUAGGAAGUGGUGAUGAAUUUAGUUUUUUUCUGUUUUUUUGCGUAGAAAAGUUUCUUCAAAUUUUUAAAACUUCAUUAUUAAUACAGAAGCCUGUUGUUGGCAUGGACAAGAAAGGAGUUGUGUUAGUUGUAGGUCCACUUCUGUGUCACAUUGAAUAAGGUUAAUGUUGGUAUUAUUAAAAAAUCAACAGUUGCAUGUCCGUUUACCUAAUAUCAAUUCAUAAUUUGUCUAUCUAGUGCGAAUUCCUUAAAAACAUCAUUGUUUCAAAUAAUUAUUACUAUUAUUUGAUAUGAAAAUUGUUACUGUUUUAAAUGGAGAUGUCCAUAAGACUUGGUCUACAUUUUUUAGACAAUAAAGUCUUGGUCUACAGUUUUUCGUUGAUGAACAAGAUUUUUUAUGGUUUUGUGCUAUCCUUAUUCAAACUAGUGCAUUUCCAAAGUUUUUAUAUUUGUUUUACAGUUAUCAUUUAAAAAUGAAAUUGCUAUUUUUUAUUUUAAAAAAAUAAUAUUUUUUAAAAAAUUUUACUCUCAAAUAGAGAAACAUUAUUUUAGAAAUACAUUAGAAUAAACUCUAUUUUUAUUAUAUAAUUUUUCAAUUUUAACAAUUUGUUUUUGCAAAAUACAUUGGAAAUGGAUUUACGAAAAAAGCACAAGAGCCAUAUUGUCCCUUCAAAGCUUUAUUGGCCGUAGUUAAAGCAGAAAAGGUUGAUAGUAAUAUGAAAUCAGAUAAUUCAAGUUGUUUUUCUUUAUCGAUUCUUCUGAUGUCUGAUUGAUUCUAGUCUUGGCAGUAAUUAUAAUAUGUAUAAUAAGAUUUACUCAAAUUCAUUUUUUCUUUAUUGAUUCUUCUGAUGUCUGAGUAAUUCAAGUUUAGCAUGAUCAUUGAUUAUAGGAACUUGAUUAUAUAACGUCACAUUUUCUACAAAAAUGAAUAGACAUAUAACGUCACAUUGUUUGCGGAUCGUAAUCCUUUCUUGAAGGGUAAUCUCAUAAAUUCAAAGGAGCUCGGAUCAGUAAAGAUUUGAGGGAGAGAUCGCGACAAGGACUUUAAAUGGAUCCGACACGCGACUUUCAUGUGACUGGUUCCCUCAUCGCUGGAACAUAUUCACUCUUCAGCUUUGGGUCCUAUAAUAGCUUCUGAGUUCUGACCCUUGAUUAAUCUCAUAUACCUCAUUCGGUAUAUGUACAUAUUUAUACAUAAUUUUAUAUACGAAUUAGGAAAUAUAGUCCUUGAUAAAAAUAAGAAGUCAAAAAAAGAGGUGUAUAUUUUGGAAUUUAAAUAAUUUUGGUUAGUUUCAACUGUCAGUGAGACAAUGGACUAAUCAGUUUUUUUUUUGACAACGACAAUUACAAAUCACUUUUUUUUUGACGUUAAAAAAUCAUUCUAUUACUAAAGCUUGAGGUGGUUUGAGUAACUAGACCGGAAUAUAACAACUAAUAAAAAGUAACUCCCAAUGGAAGGAUCUAACAGUUUAAAACUGAAAUAUGAUUUUGCGCUCGUGGAACAUGAAUGAUGUUGAAGUCCGGAAAGCACAUUUGUAACGUCUCUAUCCUCUCCAAUUCUGUCGCAAAGCUUGGCCAAGCAUGAAGUUCAUUUGUCAUUGCAAUCAGCUCCUUACAAUCUUUCCCAAAAAUCUGGCACGUUGAGUGUUGAAGCAUAUUCCCCAUUGCCCACAGCAAUGCUUCUACUUCCGAAUGUAAGGCUGAUUCCUGUCGAGUGAAGUUUCUUGUCCCCAGAAGUUGAAUGUUCCCACCACUGUCCAUCCAAAUCCAUCCGCAUCCACUAAAGUGAGCAGAGGCUGUCCAAGAACUAUCUAACAAACAAAUGUUACCCAAGCUUAUGACUUGGGGUCCCUCCGUGUUGUUAUCUUGAACCACUGUUUGCACCACUUCGUUCGAAUCAAAACAGGUUUGACAUUCAAUUUCUGCAUGUCGAACUAGCUCCAAAGGAUUUUUGUUUAUCCCCUGAAAAGUUUGUCAUUUCUAGCCUUCCAAAUAUACCAGAUUAUCCAAGGAUAAGUAUUUCUAUCUCGUUCUGGUUCAAUAGUAUUGUUUUUCCUCCAUAAUAGGUAAUCCAUAUUUAUGUAGACAUUUGGCAAUGGAAAUAUAACUGUCCUUGUUACAAAUCAGUUAAAAUGGUGUCGAUUAGGUUAUAAUAUAUGAUAUAUCCCUAAAUAAUUUUUGUUAGUUUGAAAUAAAAUUUUAAAUACCUCACAUAAUAGAUAACUGAACCGAAUCAAAACUUUUUUUUUCUCAAUUAGUUUUGAUACGAAACAAACUAACCAACAAAACCAGAAAAACCAAAUAAUCCACUGGUUCCGUUAGCUCGGAAUCCUAGUCCAAAUAAAACAAUUUCUUUUUUGAGACUAGAAAACAGUAGUAACAGAUAAAUAAUUCAAAUGGGCCUGAAAAUUCUACUAUGUGUUAUUUUGACUAAGCCUAGUGGACUUUCUCAUGUUGCUACGUUGUGUACAUGGACAUUUUACAAAAGUCACAAAACCAUAACACGGUUACAACUUACAACUUAACAUAAUAUGAUUUUUUUUCCUUUCAUUUUGUAAUGACAAAGGUUACACAUAAAAUGUGCAUAUUAACUCGCAGAUUGCAAGAAGCCUAUGUUCUCCAAGUUGCAUAAAAUGCACACACAUAAAAGCAUUUUUAAUCACACCUCUGAGCAUAUCGAGUAAAUCUAACGGGACAAACCAUUUUUUUGUCUAUUUUCAUUUUCGUCACCGUUAUCUUAGGGUUGAGACUGCACAGUCUGGCGGCCUUGUCUGUCAGUUGCGGUCCUCCCUUCUCGGUCUCUGCACAACGAGACAGAACAGCCAUGCCCGAGUCGCCAAAAGGAUCUUUGCUUUCCAUUUUCGCUUGUUGGAUGGGUUUCAUGGCGUGGAGGGCCUCUAUGAUGAUCUUGGUUUCUGGUGUCUCGUUGGGAUUAUGUCUCUCUCUCUGUUAGGGGACGAUAGGGAAGGUCAGGAAAUCCCGUUAUCAGUUUUUAUACCGAUGGUUGAAGGACGCUCGGUGGUAAAUAUGUUCAUUUUUCACAAUAUUAUCUUGCCAAGAUUACUUGACAUUAUUUAAGUUAUUGAUACAAUUUCAAUAACAAAACAUAAUAACACAAAAUUAAUUAAAUUUGUUACAACUAAGGGAGAUGAAUUCUCAAGAAACCUUAGUCAAAUUCACAAAAAAUAAAACAUUACAUAAGUUCAAAGUUAGAAGACUUUCAUUAGAAGACUUUCAUUAGAAGUCUUCUUGGAAGUCUUCUCAAAAUACUUAAAUUUAAAGCGAGAAAUGAAAAUAUAAGCGACAAAUUUAAGCAGAAAAUUAAAAUUUAAGCAGAAAACUCAAAAUUUUAAGUGAAAGUUGAAAUUUCAAAUUUCAUGCAAGUUAAAAAGUGUAUCUUAUGAUCUAAGAAAACAUAUUAACCAUGUUAAUUGAUAUUCUUGAAGUUACUUAACACUUUGAAUAUUAAAUAAACAUACCUUAAAGUUAAUUAAUAAAUUUACAAAAACUAACGUAGAAGACUUCCAUGAAUUUCAUUCGGGAGCUCAAAUAUCGACUAAUAUACAUGAAUUAACAAGAAAAUGUUUAAAAAAAAUUAGUCUUAGAGAAAUUGAAAGCUUAUUAAACAUUGACGCAGACGACAUCCAAGGAGGUCGUUUGGUAGACUUCUAGGAAGUCGUCCAUUUAGGUUAAUUUUGCAAUUGACUUUUAACCAAAAUGACUUACAUGGAAGUCGUCCGUCUUUGUUUGUUAAAAAAAAAUCUCGAGACGACUUCCAUGUAAGUCUUAUAGGGUAAACAUGUUAGUUUUGCAUUUGACCGAAUUGUGUCAGAAAUUUGAUUUUUCCUGUACAACUUACACAUAAGUCGUCCAGUAGAAAAUUAAAAAAUCAAUAUUUUGUUAUACCUAGACGACUUCCAUGUAAGUCGUUUCAAGUUAGUUUUGCAACUAAAAAAUAAAAAUUUAAAAAUAUUUUUUUUCUAGACGACUUACACGGAAGUCGUCCGUCCGACAAAUUACACGGAAGUCGUCCGUCCGACGAUUUAUACGAAAGUCGUCCGACCGACGAUUUAUACGAAAGUCGUCCAAGAUAAGCAAGGUUUGACCAGAAUCUCGGAAUAAAAUCAUGGGCGACUUUCGUGUAAGUCGUCUAACGGACGACUUCCGUAUUAGUCCUCUAGAAAAAAUAAAAUUUUAAGUUUUAUUUUUCAUUUGCAAAACUAACCUGAAACGACUUACAUGGAAGUCGUCUAGGUAUUACAAAAUAUUGAUUUUUUAAUUUUUUACUGGACGACUUAUGUAAGUCGUCCAAGAAAAAUCAAAUUUCUGACACAAUCCAGUCAAAUGCAAAACUAACCCGUUUACCCUAGACGACUUACAUAGAACUCGUCUCGAAUUUUUUUUUAACAAACAAAGAUGGACGACUUCCAUGUAAGUCGUCUCUAAAAACACAUUUAAAAGUCAAUUGCAAAACUAACCUCUGCAUUGAACAGAAGACUUCUAUGUAAGUCGUCUACAGCAAGAAGACUUAUCCAGAAGUCGUCUUGGCGAACAUAUUUGGAAAAAAUAUUGAUUUUCUAGUUUCAACCAGUGAAAUAAUUUGUUUAGCACACAUAAGUCUUCUCCAACCACCCAGAAUCUCAAACAAAAGUGACCCACCAAGAAUCGUAAGCUUUAAUGACUCUACGAAACAUAAAAAAUUUAGAAUCAAAAUCUUGAGUUUUUGGAUGAAUAUGGAGAGAAAGUGAAAGAUAUGUUGUUUUUAGUUCAUAAGAAUUGAGAAAGAAGGAGUGUAAAUCGAUUUAGGUGCACUAAGAGCUUCAAAUUGGUUGUUCUUGGUGGUUGGUGUAUUGAUGGAAAUGACAAUCUUGUAAAUACUUGAAAAUGAUGAGGUUGAGAGAAUAAAAAGACGAUUUUCAAAAGAAAAAAAAUUAAUGACAUUUUCGUGAAUAAUAUGAACUUCUGGGGUGAAUAAGACAAAAGAAAAAUCUAAAAAAGCACGAGUUUGUUUUAGGUUUGACUUUGAGUGUUAGGUUAUAUUUGCAAAUAGCCCAAUUUAGAAUAUGUAAACAAUCAUGAUAUUGCAAAAUUUUUGAAUAACUUUUACAAGAAAUAAUAAAAUUCAUGUCUAGUGAAAAAGUAUUAAACAAUUUAUCCAUAUAAACUCACUGAAUUGGCGAAUAUUUUCUAAAUUUUAAUGUUUGAAUUGCAAACAUUUUCAUCAGAUACUUUUAAAUUAUAGGUAAAAAAUGUAAAUUUUAUAUCUUAAAAAUUUUAAAAUAAAAAUUAAGAUAUUUUUACAUCAUUUAACUAUUUCAUCUCUUUGUGUGAAAAUAUAAUAGUUGUAAGUUAAAAUAUAUAUACUCUCUGUUUUUUGAGUUAUACACGUACAUUAAAAAUAGUAUUUUUUAUAUUUUCUAUACAAAAAUAUCAUUUAAGUAUUCACAUAACUCAAAUCAAUCAAUAAAAAAAAUAGUUUUCUUAAUAUAAAUAUCAAACAACAUAAAAAGUAAAUAAUUUUUUACAUUGAAAAUGUAAUACGUUAUACAAUUUGGAACAAUUUCUUUUAAAACAUCAAGUAUUAAAAAUGGAGAGAGUACUAAAUUAAAUGCAUAUAUUAAUUUUUGGAGUAUGUGAUCCAAAUAUUGAUUGCAGUAUUACUGAUCCGGAUCCACACACGCUUAAAUUUUUUUGGAUAUCUUCUUCACUAUAUUUCACUAUAUAUAUAGAUAUAAAUAUAGAUAUAUAUAUAGAUAUAUAUAUAUAUUUAUCUUUAUAAUUAUAAUUAUAAUUAUUCUUUUCUAAAAUUCUACAUUGUUGUUUCCCGUUUGAAUACAAAUUUAGUUAUUUAGUUAUUUGUUUUGGACCAAAGCAAAUAUAAUAUCCAAUUACGUGUGAAACUAUCUUAUAUUUUUGCACGUGCCUACUUAAUCUGUUUGUUAUCUUUCUCAAUAUAAUGCUGCUUGUAUAAAUCUAAAGUUUUUCUUGUUUCACCACUAAAAUGAUAUAUAAACAAUAAAAAUUUGCUACAUUUUAUUAAUUCUGUUUGGAAAAAGAAAAAUAAAAAAUAAUAAAAAAUAGUAUUAACUGCCGAAAAAAAGAAAAUCCAAUGUUGUUAACGCCGGCAACAAAACACUAAACCUUAGACAUUAUCAAAACCCUAAACCCAAAAUCUUUGAAAUCCUAAAACCCUAUCCUAGAGUUUAGGGUUAGGGUUUCUAGGGUUUAAGGCUUAGGUUUUGGGCUUAGAUUAAUGAGAAAGUUGCAACCUGUCUACAAGCAUAGAUUUAUAAGUUUUUUGCUGAGUUCACCCCAAAGGUGAACCACUAAAAUAAUAGUUAAUAAUAAUUUUUUUUGUCAUUAAUAUUAUUUUCUGAUUAUUUUUUCCUUUUUUUACAAACAGAAUAUGACAUGACAAAUUUUUAUUAACUACUCCAUCUGUUCUUUAUAGAUCCAUUUUUUUUUAAAAAAAAUUGUUUUAAAAAGAGACAUUUUUUUAUAUUUUCAAGGCAUUAAUUAAUAAAAAAUUGUACUUUUCAAAAAAUACAAUUGUAUUUAAUAAAAUUUCAUUGGUUAAAAUUUAUUGGGAAUAAUUAAUUAAGGAAAACAAUGUAUUGGAAAAUGCAAUUUUAAAUUUUUUUCUUAAUAAGUGUGAAAAAAUUAUAACAUGGAUCUUUUAGGAACGGAUGAAGUAUUAUUUAUUGGUUCACCUUUUGGGUGAACUCAGCGAAAAACUUAUAAAUCUAUGCUUGUAGACAGGUUGCAACUUUUAUAAAUAUUAGAUAUCAUCAAAUUAAACACAGCAUUUCCAAUAACAAAUACAAUUAUUAAAUUGCCAAGUUCCUAGGCUCUUUGACAUCUAAAUUUCGAAUUCAAUCAACUGAUCUAUAACAUCCGGAUGCUAAAUACAGGCGUACCAAAAUCAUAUAGCCAAUCGUAUGGUUUUAAUAUUCUUUAAUUCGUUGUAAAGUGCAUGCAGUGAUUUUAUUGAUGAAUGCGAUUGUUCAGGGAAAAGAGAAUAAUAGUAACCUAGAUGACAAAAAAACUCAGCCGUACAUACACACAUGAAUACAAUACAAACCAGACACUACAUAUUCACAUGUCACCCGCCUUCAAGCAGUACUCUUUUUUCCCUACUAUAUACUCCUAUUAUAACAAAAAAACAUAUAUGGAACUUACCACAGCUCGGGUCAACGAUAUAAAAUGCAAUACUUUCCCUAAAUAACAUACCAAAUGAUCGAUCAUAGAAUGCACACCCUACAAUCUAACUAGAGAUUCCUAUUUUUUGCUAUUUCAGACAUAUUGCACAAACAUAUGUGGAUAGAUAUAAUCAUACCGAACAAUUCAGCUAGAUAGAUGUCUAUAUAGUAAAAGCUGCUCUUGUAUUGAUUUGUCCUGCAUAAACGACCGACCGAAACGGUGUGUUUCCCGAUGAUAAGGUUACCACAUACUUACACGGCUCUCUGUAUUGACUCGUCUCUUUCUUUCCACAUCCCUCUCUUUGUCUCGUUUCUCUCCGUUCUUCACUUUUCAGAAUAUUAAAUACAUAAAAUUAAUUAAUCAACGUGAAAAUACAUAAUAUUAUGGACAUGUCGUUUUCGUCACCUUCUCUACGCUUUUUAUUCUUUUUGUUUCCUUAUGUGUCAUGCAAAACCACAAGAAGAAGAGACUAGCUAGUAACACAACUUCUCUCUAAACCGGACCCAAAUGACCAGAACGGGGAUCAUAAGCCCGACCCGGUUCCCUUCUCUCAAAUCCCAACGCUGCGGCAGCGGCGGCGACGCUAGCUUCAUGGAACAGCUCCUCCUCCACUGCGCCACCGCCAUCGACUCCAACGACGCGGCACUGGCUCACCAACUCCUUUGGGUCCUCAACAACAUUGCCUCACCCGACGGCGACUCCUCCACCCAACGACUCACAUCUGCCUUCGUGCGCGCGUUGCUCUCACGUGCCGUCUCCAAAAUCCCCACACUCUUCUCCACCUUCGGAAACACCGUCUUCCAACCGCCGGCAGAUGAAAUACACCGGUUCUCAGUCGUGGAGCUCGCCGGGUUCAUCGACCUAACUCCGUGGCACAGGUUCGGAUUCAUCGCGGCCAACGAGGCGAUCUUAACCGCCGUGGAAGGCUACUCAACGGUUCACAUCGUUGACCUAAGUUUGACUCACUGUAUGCAAAUCCCUACUCUCAUAGACGCCAUGGCAACCAAACUCAACAAGCCACCGCUUCUCAAACUCACCGUCGUCUCCUCCGCCUCCAACUUCCCGCCAUUCAUCAACAUCUCCUACGAAGAUCUCGGUUCAAAGCUCGUCAACUUCGCCACCUCGAGAAACAUAGAAAUGCAGUUCACCAUCAUCCCUUCAACGUACUCCGAUGGCUUCUCCUCCCUCCUCCAACACUUACGGAUGUACCCUACUUCCUACAACGAAGCUCUCGUCGUUAACUGCCACAUGAUGCUCCGUUACAUCCCCGACGAAACCCUAACUCCAUCAUCACCAUCUUCUUUAUCUCUCCGAAACGUGUUCUUGAACCAACUCCGAUCCCUGAACCCCACAAUGGUAACCCUAAUCGAAGAAGACGCAGAUCUCACGUCGGAGAAUCUCGUCACGCGGCUGAGAUCGGCGUUUAACUACUUCUGGAUCCCUUUUGACACGACGGACACCUUUAUGAGCGAGCAGAGGAGGUUGUACGAGGCGGAGAUAAGCUGGAAGAUAGAAAACGUGGUGGCCAAGGAAGGUGUGGAGAGGGUUGAGAGGACGGAGACGAAGGGACGGUGGCUUGAGAGGAUGAGAGAUAAUGAUUUCGGUGGAGUUAGGGUUAGAGAAGAGGCGGUUUCGGAUUUGAAGGCGAUGCUAGGGGAGCACGCCGUUGGAUGGGGAAUGAAGAAGGAUGAUGACGACGAGAGUCUUGUGCUGACGUGGAAAGGUCAUAGUGUUGUGUUUGCUACCGUUUGGGUUCCAAUGUAGUUGGGGUUGAUUUGGUUUUUGAUUGGAUUUUAGUAUUUAGGAUUGCUGUAUUUUGCGUUAUAUAUAAUUUUAAUUAUGAAGAAUUAGGAUUUUGGACUAACAACUAAACCAUA